Molecule: messenger RNA, 2070 nt
Organism: Aspergillus mulundensis
Lineage: Eukaryota; Fungi; Ascomycota; Eurotiomycetes; Eurotiales; Aspergillaceae
Product: putative dynein intermediate chain
Exons: 3
Coding region: 1-2070 (689 amino acids)
Biological process (GO): transport along microtubule
Cellular component (GO): cytoplasmic dynein complex
Molecular function (GO): dynein heavy chain binding; dynein light chain binding
Source: RefSeq, a predicted model, not a curated record
AUGUCGUCAGCCGCCAAUCAGCAGCGGAAGGCUGAGAUCCUCGCCAAAAAGGCCAAGCUAGCAGAGCUGAAGCGGCAGAGGGAGUUACGCCAGAAGGAGUUCUCUCAGUCCCGGGCUAGUACUGGGGAUGCCUCAGAGGUUGUCUCACCAGUUCCCAGUCGAUCCGACAGUAGAGCUGAGCUCGAUGAUCUAAUUUCCCGUCUCGUUGACCGUCCCGGCUCCGCUGCGGUGAGCGGUGCAGAUGGCCUCUCGCGGAAAGGAAGCCGGCCAAAUUCGGUGUUGAGCGCCAGCCAACUCAGCGGAGACAACACAGAAGCACUCAGUCCACCUACGCGACCACUUUCACAAUCUAUCGCGGUGCAGACGGUAGGAACCGAGCCUUUUAUCGCCAUCCCUGAACUCCAACCGGCCCCUGAAGCCAAACCGGAAGUCGUUACGUACAAUAAGGGGGUCCAGACAGACGACUUGCAACAAGGAGAGCAAGACGCAUCCUCUCUCGAGUCAGAUGACGAGGGAAGCCCAGACUUCAAGCCAGCAAGCAAGAAACGACGGGAGCGCGAUGACGAGAUUCGCAAGAAGCUCCGCAAGGAAAUUGAGGAGGAACUCCAAGCCACACAUGAAAGCGCCCAGAAUGAAGCUAAUGUGGACUCCUCCCUGCGGUACCCUCUACGGCAACUUGAUGAUGACGAGCUGAAGGCUGUCACAUCUUCCGAAGACUUCUUGGAUUUCGUCGAGCGGUCCGCGAAAGUCAUUGAGCGUGCUCUGGAUGAGGAAUAUGACGUUUUGACCGACUAUGAGCUAGGAGGAAUGGAUGCGGAGUUGGAGGAUGAUGACGAGCACGGCAAGAAAAAGAGGGGUAUCAAGGAGGUCUGUCAAUUUUGGGAUGAGCGGUGGAGCAAGAAACGCAUGAUCAGUGAUAUUUGUUUCUCUCCUAAGUUUUCCGAACUUGUUCUCGCUUCAUACACCAAGAACCCUUCAGCACCUCACGAGCCCGAUGGUCUUGUACAAAUUUGGAAUCAGCACCUGCACUCCCGGCCGGAGUAUGUGUUCCACUCAACCUCUGAUAUCUUAACCGCAAAGUUCUCGCCAUUCCACCCUAACAUCAUCGUCGGCGGUUCCUAUUCGGGCCAAGUACUUCUCUGGGACACUCGCUCGUCGCGCGCCGGCGGUGGUGCACCUGUCCAGAAGACUCCCCUGACAGGCGCCGGGCACACUCACCCAGUAUACAGCAUCUCUAUUAUCGGGACACAGAACGCCCAUAACAUCAUCACCGCGUCUACAGAUGGCGUUGUCUGCGGCUGGACCGUUGACAUGCUCUCCCAGCCGCAGGAGUAUCUCGAACUCUCCACCCCCCCGCCGUCAAAGACUGAAGACCUUGCACCAACAACGAUCUCUUUCCCCCAAUCCGACCCAACAUUCUUUAUUGUCGGUACCGAAGAAGGCGGCAUCUAUCCCUGUCACCGCUACGACCGCGCUGGCGCCAAAGCAGGCACUGACCAUCGCCUCGUAUACCGCGGUCACGCCGCACCCAUCAUGUCAACAGCAUUCCACCCAGCGCGUGGACCCGUCGAUCUCGGAGAUCUCAUGCUAAGCUCUAGUCUCGACUGGAGCGUCAAGCUCUGGCGCAUCCGCCCUCCGGCUGCGACGGCUCCGGUGGCCACAUCAGGCAUUACGGACACUCAAGUUAUUACGCCUAUUCUUGACCUCAACCGUGAAGAUGUCGUGUACGACGCACGCUGGUCUCCGCACCGACCCGGUGUCUUCUCUCUCGUCGACGGUGCAGGAAAUCUCGAGGUCUGGGACCUCUACACAGACACCGAAGUUCCCGCCGUACGGACCACCCCAUCGAAAGGCCGCGCGGGCGUCCUCUCCCGCAGCUUAAACAAGGUCGCCUGGGAGGAACGCGAGGGCCGCCGCCUUGCAACCGGUGGCCUAGACGGUGUUGUUACCGUCUUCGAAGUCGGGAGAGGCCUCAGCGGUACGCCCGACGAUGUUCCCUCUGAAGAAUGGACGGGCAUGAAGCGCCUUGUUAGUAAACUAGAACAGAAGGACAAGGAGCGAAUGAGCUAA